Drosophila obscura is the source of this 1041-nucleotide messenger RNA. RefSeq names its product V-type proton ATPase subunit D 1 (gene Vha36-1). The transcript has a single exon. Gene Ontology annotation, cellular component: proton-transporting V-type ATPase complex. Gene Ontology annotation, molecular function: proton-transporting ATPase activity, rotational mechanism. Bases 103 to 843 code for a protein of 246 amino acids. The record is from RefSeq and is a predicted model, not a curated record. NCBI's taxonomy places the organism in Eukaryota, Metazoa, Arthropoda, Insecta, Diptera, Drosophilidae.
ACUGCAGAAGUCCAAUUGGAAUUUUUCAGUGUAGUCGACUUUUUUCGGUGCGCAUUAGAAAAUCGUGUAACUAGCCAGUUUCAUAGAAAAAAUAUCCGAAAAAUGUCCGGAAAAGAUAGGUUACCGAUUUUCCCGUCCCGUGGUGCUCAGAUGUUGAUGAAGGCACGUCUGGCGGGCGCACAAAAGGGCCAUGGACUCCUGAAAAAGAAGGCUGAUGCCCUGCAGAUGCGUUUUCGCAUGAUUUUGGGCAAAAUCAUAGAGACCAAGACCCUAAUGGGCGAAGUUAUGAAAGAAGCCGCCUUUUCGCUGGCCGAGGCCAAGUUCACGUCGGGUGAUAUCAACCAGGUGGUGCUCCAGAAUGUGACCAAAGCGCAAAUAAAGAUUCGCACCAAGAAGGACAACGUAGCUGGUGUCACGCUGCCCGUUUUUGAGUCAUACACGGAUGGCGCCGAUACCUACGAACUGGCUGGUCUGGCCCGUGGUGGUCAGCAGCUGGCCAAGUUGAAGAAGAACUACCAGAGCGCUGUGAAGCUCCUCGUCGAGCUGGCCUCGCUGCAAACGUCAUUCGUCACGCUGGACGAGGUCAUCAAGAUCACCAAUCGCCGUGUGAACGCCAUCGAGCACGUCAUUAUCCCUCGCAUUGAACGCACCCUGGCCUACAUCAUCUCCGAGCUGGACGAGCUGGAGCGUGAGGAGUUCUAUCGCCUCAAGAAAAUCCAGGACAAGAAGCGCGAGGCACGCAUCAAGAAUGACGCCAGAAAGGCGGAGCUACUGAAGCAGGGCAUUGAUGUACGCCAACAAGUCAAUAUUCUCGAUGAGGGCGACGAUGAUGUGCUCUUCUAAGUAUUAUCCGAUCUGUGUGUAUAUUCCAGCAAUAUUAUUGUUAAACUAUUGUUCUGUUCCAUUUCGCAAUUCGCAAAAAGCAAACCACAAACUAAUGUAUGUAGUCUAUUCCAAUAAGAAAAAUGUAUGUAUUCCAUUUUUGUAGUGCAGUGUCAGAGCUGCGCCAAUCCUGCAUUAAAGUUUUGUUGUUCCAUAGAA